GAAAAGCGAGGCUAGGACAAUUGACGUGUUCUACAGCUGAGCCAAAUUCAUGGCCUAUGUAGUUGUUGCUCUACAAAGGCUGUUACUUGACGACUUCGUCAUUCUUCAACAUAGCUCCUUCUGUCGUUCCGAUACCCGAAGCACUAUAUAGAUGGCAUCCCAAGGCUUUGCGAUGCCACGACUCACUUUCGGGCGCGACAUUGUGGCGAGUAAGCCCUGCGCAGCACUGGGCUUGCGGCGGGCUCCCGCAUGCCCCCGAGUAGCGCCCGGCCGGGCUGAGCAGCAGCCGCGCAAGCACCUGGAGCCCGUGCACGUAGCUCAGGCACCCCUCUCGUCUUCCACAACGACAAAUGGCACACACAGCGCACCCGCCCCGGUUGCUUCGACCUCAUCUCGGGACGCGAGCGAGGCUGCCGCUGCUUCUGCGCUCUCGGCAAACCUUCUACUGAUCUGCCCUGACCAGAAGGGCGUGAUUGCUGCUGUGAGCCAGCUUCUGUAUGGCUUCGGCUGCAACAUCGUCGCUUCGGACCAGUUCACGGACAGCAGCAGCGGAAUGUUCUUCCAGCGCAUCACCUUUGACUUCUCGGAGAUCGUGAUUGGGCCUGGCAACACCGCGGUGCUGGAGCGGGCCAUCGCCGAGCUGGCCAACCGCUUCAACAUGAAGUGGAAGAUCGCCUACAAGAACAAGGUGAAGCGCAUGGCGGUGCUGGUGUCCAAGCAGGACCACUGCCUGUACGACCUGCUCAUCCGGCUGCGCAGCGGCGAGCUGCGGUGCGAGAUCCCCUUCAUCAUCUCCAACCACCCCGACCUGAAGCAUAUUGCGGACACGUUCAAUGUCCCGUUCGUGCACCUGCCGCUGGACAAGAACAACAAGGAGGCCCAGGAGGAGGCGUUGGAGAAGCUGAUUAAGGAGGAGAAGAUUGACGUGGUCAUCCUGGCGCGCUACAUGCAGAUCUUCACACAGGGCUUUUGCGAGCGGCACUGGGAGCACACCAUCAACAUCCACCAUUCCUUCCUGCCCGCCUUCGAGGGUGCGCGGCCCUACCACCGCGCGCAUGAGCGCGGCGUGAAGAUCAUCGGCGCCACGGCGCACUUCGCCACCGCCGAGCUGGACGCCGGCCCUAUCAUCGACCAGGCAGUGGCGCGCAUCACACACCGCGACAAUGUGGAGGACAUGAUCCGCAAGGGCCGCGACCUGGAGCGCAUGGUGCUGGCGCGUGCCGUGCGGUGGCACCUGGACGACCGAGUCAUGGUGUACAACAACAAGACCGUGGUGUUUGAGGACUAAUUGAUAGCUAUGGCGGCGUGUAUAUGCUGGUCCUCCGGCACGGCGGGACGGGCCAGAGAUGCAGCAUGGUCGUGCUGUCUGUGCAGCGUCUAUCAUUCAUGGUCAUGAUUGCGCGCACUGCUCAAGCGCCUUAGAACCGGGAACACGUCAGAGUGCAGGAAGCUCUGCAACCUGCAUAACGCACGAUGCUGUUGAUAUGACAGCCGUGAUUGCUGUUCGACCAGGGCAGCCUAUGCACCGAGACGUGUGUCAGGGAAAGGCUGAACAGGUCGGGAGAGGCCCAUUGGCGGUUUCUGCAGGGGCUCCAAUGCGUCGCGGCAUGAUAGUAGCAUUAGCAUUACGCUGCGCCUUACAUCUAUACUGGAGGCAUUGAUAUUGCACGUCAGCAUGACUCGGUAUUGGUACCGGCAUGGCGCAGGCGCGCAGCUCGCGGUGGUGUGCAAGAGAUGGUUGCCUGUCGUGGUACUGUCGCGCGCACACAUUGUGCAUGGCAUGGUCCUGGGGAGUGCAUGAGGAGUUCCGCAUGGGGACCUUGGAUUGGGCUGGAGCGCUCCGAAGUAGGCCGCGGCGUGCGAGGGUCCCAUAGGCAUGAAAGAAGGUGUGGUGCGGACAGGCUGGGAGGAUACCGCAUGCUCGCGCUUCCAUGGUGGUAAGAAGCGCUUCUAGGAGGUGGCUCGACGCUGUAAAGAUUGAAAUUG
This is a messenger RNA of Chlamydomonas reinhardtii, 1986 nucleotides long. RefSeq lists its product as uncharacterized. The coding region runs from base 173 to 1288 and encodes 371 amino acids. The transcript is spliced from 10 exons. Gene Ontology annotation, molecular function: formyltetrahydrofolate deformylase activity. Gene Ontology annotation, biological process: 'de novo' IMP biosynthetic process. The record is from RefSeq and is a predicted model, not a curated record. Lineage: Eukaryota; Viridiplantae; Chlorophyta; Chlorophyceae; Chlamydomonadales; Chlamydomonadaceae.